Molecule: messenger RNA, 3113 nt
Organism: Dunckerocampus dactyliophorus (ringed pipefish)
Lineage: Eukaryota; Metazoa; Chordata; Actinopteri; Syngnathiformes; Syngnathidae
Exons: 19
Coding region: 142-2835 (897 amino acids)
Biological process (GO): T cell receptor signaling pathway; integrin-mediated signaling pathway; protein localization to plasma membrane
Cellular component (GO): plasma membrane
Molecular function (GO): protein binding
Source: RefSeq, a predicted model, not a curated record
CACCGGUGGUGCUUUCUAAAUUGUUUGCGUUAGCGUCGUUUGCGAUUAGCAGACAACUUUACCUGAAAUUUGUUCCCAUAAGCUAAAGAAAAAAAAUAAGCCACUAAACGUCAGGCUGCGUGAUGAAAAAAACGAGAUACAAUGGAGGAGGAGAGUGCAAUCAAUUUCAAAGCUCUGAGAGCCAAGUUUCAGGAGGAGGCCCUCCUGGUUCAAUCCAAAAGCGCUCGACCAGCUGUAGCUGAGAAACCCAAACACCUUCCUCCUGCUGGAGGCCACUGCAGUUCAGUGGUUAACAAUAUCAAUAUUGCCACAGAAAACAAGACAACAGUGGUUCCCAGAGUUAUCUUUAGAGAUGGACUGCGGGCUUCUGGGGGAAAGCGGCCAAUUUCUUCUCCACCACAGCCUCAGCAGAUCUCCCCCUCUUCCCGAUCCGCUAAUGGAGAAAGCACGGCACGGCAGUCCUUCAAAGAACGCCACAUGCCACGGGUGCUUCCCGUCCUGCCCGGAAAAGAGCAAAAGUGUGAUGCGCAACCCAAAACGGAGACCCAGCCGGAACUAGAGACUGUGAAAGAAGUGCUUCCGCAAACCAAACUCAAGAAGAAGAACUUGCUGCUUCCUUUUAAAUCUAAAGUGUCAAAGUUGAGCACAGAAAGCGGAGGGGAGCACACAUACACUGAAUUGACCACCAGACCUUCCAGUGCUCCUGGCGAGCUGCCCUCUGUGGAAAAACAGACCUCAGAGGAUGGCGUUUCCCUCCAAGGUGACCAAUCAACCAGAGAGGGCCGCCUCUCCAGUCCAGAUGUCUCUGUGAGUCCUCCGUCAGCAGAGACAAGCAUUGACUCGGACAACCGCAUCAUUAGCACCUUGGAGAGAGCCAAGAAGAAGUUCUCCUACCGGCAGAUGUUGAUCUCCAGCAAACCAAAGAGUCUGCGUUCCCCUGACUUCAUAUCACACGAGAGGGCAUUCCCUCCGCCACCAAAGAACAUGGAAUACGUGAAGUCGGACCUACCUUCGCCUCCACCUGCAUGUCUUCCACCCCUGGCUUGCAUCUCUGCUCGACCUUUCUCCAGAGUCAACAGCUCCGCUCGAAAGCCUGCAGUAAUGAAGCAAUGUGGCCGGGAGAAAGCUGACCCUCCUCCUGCAACCGCCGCACUUCCUUCCCGCUCUGCUCCUCCAAAGAAGCCUCUGCCUGAUUUGAGAUCACUGGCGGUAAAGCCAUUAAAGCCCCCCAGACCUCCAUUAUUAGAUCUCAGCCGUUACCGACAACCUCUGGUUAAUGAUCCCACGCAAGGGCCAACUGAUGCGCUACAGUCGGAGCAUCUAUCCAUCUCCAAUACUGUCCUGGAUGCUCCUGAAUUUCCAGACUUUGAGAAUACAGAGAUGGAACCGAUACAGGCUGAGACUGUUGACAUUGCCGCUCUAGAUCUAGAGGUUCUAGAUUUCGGAGCUCUUAACUCUCCACCUCCUGCACCAACUGACUGCGGAGUCCCUGAUUGUGAGGCUUCUCAGUCGGACACAUGUAACUCCACAGGGGCCGCUGAGGGCCCCCUCAUUCAAGAGCUGAAGCUUGGCAGUCUGAACGGAACACCACAUGAGCCAAACAGCUUCCCCGAACCAUCAAAUCUGACAGAGUCCAUUGCACAGUAUCCUUGGAGUGACGGCGCGAUCGUGCCUCCUCAUCUUGAUGAGAUGGAACUGUCAGCUGCCAAGUGGCACCCCGGCCCUGAGGAAAACGCGCCGGGUUUCCAAGAAGCACCAGCCAAUGACGAGAUUCACACGCAUCAAUGUGUCAGUGAACUAGACUAUGAAUGUGAUAACGUGUAUGAAGAUGUGGAAAACCUCAACAAGCUCAUCCUCUGCCAAAACUCACGCAAGCAAAAAGUCAACCUGAAGAAUCCAUAUGCUGACAACCACCCAGUGAAGGAGGAGGCGUCCCUUAACAUUUGGCCACGGAACCCAUGGGGCGCCGUACCGGGAGAACAUUCAUCCCUUAAUCAUGUCCACAGCAAGGAACGCCAGAGCCCCAACACCGCUGACUAUAAGGAACAGAAGAAGAGAGAGAAGCAGCGACUGGAGAAGGAGAAAAAGGAGCAAAAAGAAAGAGAGAAGAAAGAGAAUGAAAUGAAAAAGAAGUUCAAAGUGACAGGCGACGAAGAGCCCAUGUACCAUGCUAAGGUGAUGGUGGCCAGCAAAGUUCGGAAGAAUGACCUGCCCGUGAAAAGCGGGGACACGGUCAGCAUCAUUCGCACCACCAACUGCCCCAAAGGGAAAUGGCUGGCACGGGAUGCAAGCAACAAAUAUGGCUACAUUUCUGUGAUGAAUGUGGAGCUUAAUAUCAAGGAAAUGCUCGAACUUGGCAAGAAGGCCCAAGCAGCUGGACGUGGUGGCAACCUGGAGGGAGACACCAUCAGCAUCGGGAGCAGGUCCUCAAGCCACCCUGUACUAACAAGCAGUUUCACGGACGACAGUGAGGAGUGGGCCUGUGAAGAUGAGACGCUCUCGCCCGACCACGACAGCCACUUUCUCCAACAAACCUCAAUGCCUGAAACAUCAUGUGACCCAGCCAGCACCCAGCACAUACUGAGCAAUGCCAACAUGGAGAGUCUGCACAUUCAGACCAGACAUGAGGCUCUGCAGAAGCUGGCCAUCUUCUUUCAACACAACCAAGAUGAAUUUGGUGAUGUGCCUGCUGAUAAUGGAGUGCCAACCCCUACCAAUGCUGACCCACCCAGCUUCUUGUGCGCCGUUGAAGAGCCUCCAUAUCCUGAGCAUGAAGUCGACUUCUCGGAGCUGGAACUCCUUCCCCCGCCACCUCUGUAUGCUGACACCUGCUGAGUAAAACAUCCAAUAGAAUUGUAAUCGACCGGUGUGUAUGCAAAACCGGAAAAACGAUGCACUUUUUGCAAAACUGUACUUUUGUUUUCACUUCACUCACUUGUUGUACUGUGCAUACUGUAUCUGAAUCACAUUUUUCUUUUUUGUGUGACUUAAUAAUUGCGUUGUUGCACAACACUAAGCACACAUGACUACUUACACGUUGAAGUUAAAGCAUGUUUUUCAUUUUUUGCUUUGAUUUGUUUUCUGAGUUACAUUUAAUAAAUGUUUGUCAUGGA